Molecule: messenger RNA, 453 nt
Organism: Cryptotermes secundus
Lineage: Eukaryota; Metazoa; Arthropoda; Insecta; Blattodea; Kalotermitidae
Gene: Sf3b2
Product: splicing factor 3B subunit 2
Exons: 2
Biological process (GO): mRNA splicing, via spliceosome
Cellular component (GO): U2-type spliceosomal complex; U12-type spliceosomal complex; U2 snRNP
Source: RefSeq, a predicted model, not a curated record
GUUUUCAGUCAUCUAAUUAGAAAGUAUUCCAUUUUCAGAUAUAUCCAAUAAACUUUGGGUUUGAAUGAAUUGGAUCCUAUGUAUCGUCAGUUUGCUCGUAUAUUUGAAACAUUCCGAAUAUCAGAACCAGAAAAGUCUGAGGACACAAGUAAGGACCAGUUGCAGAAGGAACCUGUUAAAGACCUAGAACUGAAGAAAGUUCCAAAGUUGGAAGACGAAUAUGAAGAGGAGGAAGAAGAAGAAGAGAAGAAGGAAGAAGAGAAAACAAAGUUGUCAAAGCGGAAGUUGAAGAAAUUGACGCGUUUGAGUGUUGCUGAAUUAAAGCAGCUUGUAAAUCGUCCUGAUGUUGUUGAAAUGCAUGAUGUGACUGCCAGGGAUCCCAAACUGCUUGUGCAACUUAAAGCCCACCGUAAUACAGUUCCAGUGCCACGUCAUUGGUGUUUUAAAAGAAAG